AUGUCUCACUAUAUGAGCGCCGCUUUUUCAAUGAAAAAAAAGAAGCUUCAAGAGAAGAGACCUUACAUCAUUGGGCCAUCUUCACCUGGGCCCACCCAUUUGAAUAUUGCUAGUGACUGUAUUAAUAAUUCUGCUGUUGAUGUGUUACUUCUGAGCACAGAUGUCAAUUCAAUACUCUCUGAUGAACCGGGGAGUAGUAGGACAGAGUUGGAGGAUAUCCAGACAGAUGAUGAGGAAGUCAUUAAUAGCUCUGACGAAGAGGAUGACACACACUCCAGUUCAGAAUCAAGCAAAGGAGAUUUUGAUCAGCAGGAAGACCAGCAGGUUGAAGGCCGCAGAAGGAAGGCCAGGGUAUACCAUAUUGCUCAAGAAAUCAUGAACUCUGAGAAAGUGUUUGUGGAUGUACUGAAGUUGUUGCAUAUCGAUUUUCGCGAUUUGGUGGCCCAUGCCUCCAGACAGCAAGGAAAACCAGUAAUUGAAGAGAAGUUUCUGAGCCAGAUCCUGUACUAUCUACCUCAGUUAUAUGAACUCAAUAGAGAUAUCCUGAGAGAACUAGAAGAAAGAGUACCUCACUGGAAAGAACAUCAAAGACUCGCUGAUAUCUUUGUGAAGAAGGGGCCAUAUUUGAAAAUGUAUUCGACAUACAUUAAAGAAUUUGCCAAGAACGUAGCAUUACUAGAUGAACAAUGUAAGAAAAACCCAGGAUUUGCUGCUGUGGUACGAGAGUUUGAGAUGAGUCCUCGCUGUGCAAAUCUGGCAUUGAAACAUUAUCUUCUUAAGCCAGUUCAGAGGAUUCCGCAGUACAGACUUCUACUAACAGAUUACCUGAAGAAUCUGAAAGAGGAUUCUGCAGAUUACAAAGACACUCAAAGUGCCCUUGCUAUUGUUAUAGAAGUAGCUAACCAUGCCAAUGACAUAAUGAAGCAGGGAGAUAAUUUUCAGAAACUUAUGCAGAUUCAGUACAGCUUAAAUGGGAGUCAUGAAAUUGUACAGCCAGGAAGGAUUUUUCUGAAGGAAGGAACUCUGAUGAAGCUCUCUAGAAAAGUCAUGCAGCCUCGAAUGUUUUUCCUGUUUAGUGAUGCCUUGUUGUAUACUACCCCACUGCAGUCUGGAUCGAUGUAUAAACUGAACAACAUGUUAUCACUGGCUGGAAUGAAGGUCAGCAAACCAUCGCAAGAAGCAUAUCAGAAUGAGCUGAAUAUAGAAAGUGUGGAGAGAUCAUUCAUUCUGUCAGCAAGUUCUGCCACUGAAAGAGACGAAUGGCUGGAAGCAAUAUCUAAGGCAAUUGAAGAGUACACAAAGAAGAAAAUCACAUUUAAUGCCAGUCGAAGCCUUGAGGAGGCAGAACCAGACAAGGAAGAGGCAGAUUAUCCUCUUGGGUCAAAGGCUCCCAUCUGGAUUCCAGACACUCGUGCCACCAUGUGUAUGAUCUGCACCUGUGAAUUUACUCUGACGUGGAGGAGACAUCACUGCAGAGCAUGUGGCAAGAUUAUCUGUCAGGCUUGUUCUUCAAACAGGUAUCGACUUGAAUAUCUAAAAAAUCAGCUUGCAAGGGUGUGUGAUCAUUGUUUUAAAGCACUGCAGACAAGAGAGCAUCUGACUACACCUAAAGCUUCGUUUCAAGGAAGUCAUAGGUCACCAUCCAGUGCUUUAUCGACGGUCUUGCACAGUAUUCCAUCUGGGAGAAAGCUAAAGAAAAUUCCAGCUGCUCUGAAAGAAGUGUCUGCAAGUACAGAAGACUCCUCCAUGAGUGGCUAUCUCUAUAGGUCAAGGGGCAUCAAGAAACCAUGGAAACAUCUUUGGUUUGUCAUCAAAAACAAAGUGCUAUAUACAUAUGCUGCUAGUGAGGACGUUGCAGCUUUGGAGAGCCAGCCACUUCUUGGAUUUACGCUCCAUGAAGUCAAGGAUGAGGGAUCAGAGCCCACACUGAUGUUCCAGUUAUUGCACAAAAACACUUUGUAUUAUAUAUUCAAAGCGGAUGACCACCAUACAGCCCAGAGGUGGAUAGAAGCAUUCCAGGAGGCCACAGUUUUAUAAGAACUUUGCUACGUAUGUUUUAUUUGAUGGCUUAAGUGUGCAAAAGAAAAAUCCUAAAUUAUUUAAUGAACAAUUUGUGACAGCCUAUAUGAACAACAGGGAUAGUGCUCCAUAUCUGACAAUGCCCAUCUGUGCCAAGGAAAUGUGCUUAUUUUGGUUUCACAUUCUGCGUUCUGCAAUUUAUUUCAGAUCCAUCAUGUUCUUGCAGACUUUGAAGAGGGAGCUCAUGCACUUCUUUUGAAGGUCACACAGUACUUUCUUUUUUCCAGUGUAGCCAUAGUGAUCCUGCAGCCAAGCACAGUGCUUGUGGAUAGGUGGGGCAGAACUCCAUUGCAAGAUGCAUUGUAUGAUUACUGCAAUGUAGUGGAACACAGCUGCCUUUUGAGCACAGGAAACCAGGAAGAAGUGGGUGCUUGCUGUGGAGAGUGAGCGCUCUAUUAAUUCUCCUAUAAUUCAAAAGUCCCAGCAGAAACUGAAUAUAUCCACGACUUGCCACAUAAAUGAACUUAUCUGCAACCGUGUCCAGAUUAGGAUUUUCUUCCUGCAGCCACAACAACAAGGUGAACAUGGUGGAGACUGAAGUCAUUUUAAUGUCCUUCCAGAUGUCUAAUUUUAUAUGGAAAUUACUUCAGGUUUUAUACAAAAAAAUGAACUGCUGAUUGGGACCUUUUAGACCUUGUACAGUGUUAGUUAUUUUUCUUGGGAAAAAUUUUAUGUAUAGAAUUAAACAUCUGUACCUGCUUACUGCAUUUUGCACAGUCAGUUAAAAAUACAGAUGCUGCAUACUUUUGCAAGUUGCAUUUCUUAUUCAUUAACAACCUGACAGCUGCAUUUUUGAAAGACACCUUCAUGUGAAACAACAAAUCACUAUAGCAUUCAACAUGUCUGUCAGGCGCAGAAAAUUUUAUGUACAACAAACAGAGAUGGUUCGUGUUGAACCGAGAUACUGCUUAUGGUUCACAAAGAUGUAUUUCCAUUUACAUGAAAUGAAACUUGGGAAUUAUAUAUGUGAUGUUUAAGAGCAAUUACCAUGACUUUAUUAUAAUUUCCUACUGCAUCUAAAAUAUAUAAACUUAAAACAGG
Molecule: messenger RNA, 3120 nt
Organism: Protopterus annectens (West African lungfish)
Lineage: Eukaryota; Metazoa; Chordata; Ceratodontiformes; Protopteridae
Gene: FGD6
Product: FYVE, RhoGEF and PH domain containing 6
Exons: 20
Coding region: 1-2037 (678 amino acids)
Cellular component (GO): cytoplasm
Molecular function (GO): guanyl-nucleotide exchange factor activity; metal ion binding
Source: RefSeq, a predicted model, not a curated record